Loxodonta africana (African savanna elephant) is the source of this 10209-nucleotide messenger RNA. It is a transcript of the gene MYH10, whose product is annotated as myosin heavy chain 10. NCBI's taxonomy places the organism in Eukaryota, Metazoa, Chordata, Mammalia, Proboscidea, Elephantidae. Gene Ontology annotation, biological process: regulation of cell shape; mitotic cytokinesis; actomyosin structure organization. Bases 38 to 6121 code for a protein of 2027 amino acids. Gene Ontology annotation, cellular component: myosin filament; cytoplasm; myosin II complex. The transcript has 42 exons. Gene Ontology annotation, molecular function: ATP binding; microfilament motor activity; actin filament binding. The record is from RefSeq and is a predicted model, not a curated record.
ACCUCCCGGAACCGAUGAUGGGCGUGAGCGGCAGCCUAUGAGGUCUGGGCUCCGCGGGCCUGGGCUCGGAGCGGGAGCCAAUCAGCAUCAUUUCAGAGGUGAUUGCUCUUGGAUCCUUCUGCUUACGAUGGCACAAAGAACUGGACUCGAAGAUCCUGAGAGGUAUCUCUUUGUGGACAGGGCUGUCAUCUACAACCCUGCCACUCAAGCCGAUUGGACAGCUAAAAAGUUAGUGUGGAUUCCAUCAGAACGCCAUGGCUUUGAGGCAGCUAGUAUCAAAGAAGAGCGCGGAGACGAAGUUAUGGUUGAGCUGGCUGAGAAUGGAAAGAAAGCAAUGGUCAACAAAGAUGAUAUUCAGAAGAUGAACCCACCCAAGUUUUCCAAGGUGGAGGAUAUGGCAGAGUUGACAUGCUUGAAUGAAGCAUCUGUUUUACAUAAUCUGAAGGAUCGCUACUAUUCAGGACUUAUCUACACUUAUUCUGGACUCUUCUGUGUAGUCAUAAAUCCUUACAAGAAUCUUCCAAUUUACUCUGAGAAUAUUAUUGAAAUGUACAGAGGGAAGAAACGUCACGAGAUGCCUCCACACAUCUAUGCUAUAUCUGAAUCUGCUUACAGAUGCAUGCUUCAAGAUCGUGAGGACCAGUCAAUUCUUUGCACGGGUGAAUCAGGGGCCGGGAAGACAGAAAAUACGAAGAAAGUCAUUCAGUACCUUGCCCACGUUGCUUCUUCACAUAAAGGAAGAAAGGACCACAAUAUUCCUGGGGAACUUGAACGGCAGCUUUUGCAAGCAAAUCCAAUUCUGGAAUCAUUUGGAAACGCGAAGACUGUGAAAAAUGAUAACUCAUCUCGUUUUGGCAAGUUUAUUCGGAUCAACUUUGAUGUAACUGGUUAUAUCGUUGGGGCCAACAUUGAAACAUACCUUCUAGAAAAGUCUCGUGCUGUUCGUCAAGCAAAAGAUGAGCGGACUUUUCAUAUCUUUUACCAGUUGUUGUCUGGAGCAGGGGAACACCUGAAGUCUGAUUUGCUCCUUGAGGGAUUUAGUAACUACAGGUUUCUCUCCAAUGGCUAUAUCCCUAUUCCGGGACAGCAAGACAAAGAUAACUUCCAGGAGACAAUGGAAGCGAUGCAUAUAAUGGGCUUCUCUCACGAAGAAAUUCUGUCAAUGCUUAAAGUAGUAUCUUCAGUGCUGCAGUUUGGGAAUAUUUCUUUCAAAAAGGAGAGGAAUACCGAUCAAGCUUCCAUGCCAGAAAAUACAGUUGCCCAGAAACUGUGCCAUCUUCUCGGGAUGAAUGUGAUGGAGUUCACUCGGGCUAUACUUACCCCUCGGAUCAAGGUCGGCCGAGACUAUGUGCAGAAGGCCCAGACCAAAGAACAAGCAGAUUUUGCAGUAGAAGCACUGGCAAAAGCUACCUAUGAGCGGCUCUUUCGCUGGCUUGUUCACCGUAUUAAUAAAGCUCUAGAUAGGACCAAACGUCAGGGAGCGUCUUUCAUUGGAAUUCUGGAUAUUGCCGGAUUUGAAAUUUUUGAGCUGAACUCCUUUGAGCAGCUUUGCAUCAACUACACCAACGAGAAACUGCAGCAGUUGUUCAACCACACCAUGUUCAUCCUGGAGCAGGAGGAGUACCAGCGGGAAGGCAUCGAGUGGAACUUUAUUGAUUUUGGAUUAGAUCUGCAGCCCUGCAUUGACUUAAUAGAGAGACCCGCUAACCCUCCUGGUGUCCUGGCCCUUCUGGAUGAAGAGUGCUGGUUUCCUAAAGCCACUGAUAAAACCUUUGUGGAAAAACUGGUGCAAGAGCAAGGAUCCCACUCCAAGUUCCAGAAACCUCGGCAACUGAAAGACAAAGCCGAUUUUUGCAUUAUACAUUAUGCAGGGAAGGUGGACUACAAGGCAGACGAGUGGCUGAUGAAGAACAUGGACCCUCUAAAUGACAACGUGGCCACCCUUUUGCACCAGUCCUCAGACAGAUUCGUGGCAGAGCUUUGGAAGGAUGAGAUUCAGAAUAUUCAGAGAGCUUCUUUCUAUGACAGUGUUUCUGGUCUUCAUGAGCCACCAGUGGACCGGAUCGUGGGUCUGGAUCAAGUUACUGGCAUGACCGAGACUGCUUUCGGCUCUGCAUAUAAGACCAAGAAGGGCAUGUUCCGUACCGUCGGACAACUCUACAAAGAGUCUCUCACCAAACUGAUGGCCACUCUCCGCAACACCAACCCGAACUUUGUUCGCUGCAUCAUUCCCAAUCACGAGAAGCGGGCUGGAAAACUGGACCCGCAUCUAGUGCUGGAUCAGCUUCGCUGCAAUGGGGUCCUGGAAGGGAUCAGAAUCUGCCGCCAGGGCUUCCCAAAUCGCAUCGUUUUCCAGGAAUUCAGACAGAGAUACGAGAUCCUAACCCCAAAUGCUAUUCCUAAAGGCUUUAUGGAUGGUAAACAGGCUUGUGAACGAAUGAUCCGAGCUUUAGAACUGGACCCUAACUUGUACAGAAUUGGACAGAGCAAGAUAUUUUUCAGAGCUGGAGUUUUGGCACACUUAGAGGAAGAAAGAGAUUUGAAAAUUACUGAUAUCAUCAUCUUCUUCCAGGCUGUUUGCAGAGGUUACCUAGCCAGAAAGGCCUUCGCCAAGAAACAGCAGCAACUGAGUGCCUUGAAGGUCUUGCAGCGGAACUGUGCCGCGUACCUGAAACUGCGGCACUGGCAGUGGUGGCGAGUCUUCACAAAGGUGAAGCCCCUCCUACAAGUGACUCGCCAAGAGGAAGAGCUUCAGGCCAAAGAUGAGGAGCUGUUGAAGGUGAAGGAGAAGCAGACCAAGGUGGAAGGCGAGCUGGAGGAGAUGGAGAGGAAGCAUCAGCAGCUUUUAGAAGAGAAGAAUAUCCUCGCCGAGCAACUGCAGGCAGAGACGGAGCUCUUUGCUGAGGCAGAAGAGAUGCGAGCAAGACUGGCUGCUAAAAAGCAGGAACUAGAAGAGAUUCUGCAUGACUUGGAGUCUCGGGUUGAAGAAGAAGAAGAAAGAAACCAAAUCCUUCAAAAUGAAAAGAAAAAAAUGCAAGCACAUAUUCAGGACCUGGAGGAGCAGCUGGAUGAGGAAGAAGGUGCGCGGCAGAAACUGCAGCUGGAAAAGGUCACAGCAGAAGCGAAGAUCAAGAAGAUGGAGGAGGAGAUUCUGCUUCUAGAGGACCAAAAUUCCAAAUUUAUCAAAGAAAAGAAGCUCAUGGAAGAUCGCAUUGCUGAGUGCUCCUCUCAGCUGGCUGAAGAGGAAGAAAAGGCAAAGAACUUGGCCAAAAUCAGGAACAAGCAGGAAGUGAUGAUCUCAGAUUUAGAAGAACGCUUAAAGAAGGAAGAGAAGACUCGUCAGGAGCUGGAAAAGGCCAAAAGAAAACUAGACGGUGAAACUACUGACCUGCAAGACCAAAUCGCAGAGCUCCAGGCCCAGAUUGAUGAGCUCAAGAUCCAGCUGGCCAAGAAGGAGGAGGAGCUGCAGGGUGCCCUGGCCAGAGGUGAUGAUGAAACACUUCAUAAGAAUAAUGCGCUGAAAGUCGUGCGGGAGCUACAAGCCCAAAUCGCUGAACUUCAGGAAGACUUUGAAUCUGAGAAGGCGUCACGGAACAAGGCAGAAAAGCAAAAAAGGGACUUGAGUGAGGAACUGGAGGCCCUGAAAACGGAGCUGGAGGACACCCUGGACACGACUGCAGCCCAGCAGGAACUUCGAACAAAACGUGAGCAGGAAGUGGCAGAGCUGAAGAAGGCUCUUGAGGAAGAAACCAAGAACCAUGAGGCGCAAAUCCAGGACAUGAGACAAAGACAUGCCACGGCCUUGGAGGAGCUCUCAGAGCAGCUGGAGCAGGCAAAAAGGUUCAAAGCAAAUCUGGAGAAGAACAAGCAGGGCCUGGAGACAGACAACAAGGAGCUGGCUUGUGAGGUGAAGGUCCUGCAGCAGGUCAAGGCCGAAUCUGAGCACAAGAGGAAGAAACUUGAUGCCCAGGUCCAGGAGCUCCACGCCAAGGUCUCGGAAGGAGACAGACUGAGGGUGGAGCUGGCCGAGAAAGCCAACAAGUUACAGAAUGAGUUAGAUAAUGUCUCCACACUUCUGGAAGAAGCAGAGAAGAAGGGUGUUAAGUUUGCUAAGGACGCAGCUGGUCUGGAGUCUCAACUACAGGAUACACAGGAGCUUCUUCAGGAGGAGACCCGCCAGAAACUGAAUCUGAGCAGUCGAAUUCGGCAGCUCGAAGAGGAGAAGAACAGUCUUCAGGAGCAGCAGGAGGAAGAGGAGGAGGCCAGGAAAAACCUGGAGAAGCAGGUGUUGGCCUUGCAGUCCCAGUUGACAGAUACUAAGAAGAAGGUAGAUGAUGACUUGGGAACAAUUGAAAGUUUGGAAGAAGCCAAGAAGAAGCUUCUUAAAGACGUGGAGGCACUCAGCCAGCGCCUGGAAGAGAAGGCUUUGGCUUAUGAUAAGCUCGAGAAGACCAAGAACCGCCUGCAGCAGGAGCUGGACGACCUGACAGUCGACCUGGACCACCAGCGCCAGAUCGUCUCCAACUUAGAGAAGAAGCAGAAGAAGUUCGACCAGCUGUUAGCAGAGGAGAAGAACAUCUCUGCUCGCUAUGCAGAAGAGCGGGACCGUGCGGAAGCAGAGGCCAGAGAGAAGGAGACUAAAGCCCUGUCCCUGGCCCGGGCCCUUGAGGAAGCCCUGGAGGCCAAGGAAGAGUUUGAGCGGCAGAACAAGCAGCUGCGCGCAGACAUGGAGGACCUGAUGAGCUCCAAAGACGACGUGGGCAAGAAUGUUCACGAACUCGAGAAAUCCAAACGGGCCCUGGAGCAGCAGGUGGAGGAAAUGAGGACCCAGCUGGAGGAGCUGGAAGAUGAACUUCAGGCAACAGAAGACGCCAAGCUCCGCCUGGAGGUCAACAUGCAGGCCAUGAAGGCCCAGUUCGAGAGGGACCUGCAGACCAGAGAUGAGCAGAAUGAAGAAAAGAAGCGGCUGCUGAUUAAACAGGUCCGGGAGCUGGAAGCAGAGCUGGAGGAUGAGCGUAAACAGCGGGCUCUGGCUGUUGCUUCAAAGAAGAAAAUGGAAAUAGACCUGAAGGACCUGGAAGCCCAAAUCGAAGCUGCGAACAAAGCUCGGGAUGAAGUGAUCAAGCAGCUUCGCAAACUGCAGGCUCAGAUGAAAGAUUACCAGCGUGAAUUAGAAGAAGCUCGUGCCUCCCGGGACGAGAUUUUUGCUCAAUCCAAAGAGAGUGAAAAGAAACUGAAAAGUCUGGAAGCAGAAAUACUUCAGUUGCAGGAGGAGCUUGCCUCGUCCGAGCGUGCCCGCCGACACGCUGAGCAGGAGAGAGACGAACUGGCCGAUGAGAUUGCCAACAGUGCUUCUGGCAAGUCUGCACUGCUGGACGAGAAGCGGCGUCUGGAGGCGCGGAUCGCACAGCUGGAGGAGGAACUGGAAGAGGAGCAGAGCAACAUGGAGCUGCUCAAUGACCGCUUCCGCAAGACCACACUGCAGGUGGACACGCUGAACACAGAGCUGGCGGCUGAGCGCAGUGCCGCCCAGAAGAGCGACAAUGCACGCCAGCAGCUAGAGCGGCAGAACAAGGAACUGAAGGCCAAGCUGCAGGAGUUGGAGGGUACCGUCAAGUCCAAGUUCAAAGCCACCAUCUCAGCCUUGGAAGCCAAGAUUGGGCAGCUGGAGGAGCAGCUGGAGCAGGAAGCCAAGGAACGAGCAGCCGCCAACAAGCUGGUCCGUCGGACAGAGAAGAAGCUGAAAGAGAUCUUCAUGCAGGUGGAGGACGAGCGCCGCCACGCGGAUCAAUACAAGGAGCAGAUGGAGAAGGCCAACGCCAGGAUGAAGCAGCUCAAACGCCAGCUGGAGGAAGCAGAAGAAGAAGCUACACGUGCCAACGCAUCUCGGCGUAAACUCCAGCGGGAACUGGACGACGCCACCGAGGCCAACGAAGGCCUGAGCCGCGAGGUCAGCACCCUCAAGAACCGGCUGAGGCGGGGAGGCCCAGUCAGCUUUUCUUCCAGCCGAUCCGGCCGGCGCCAGCUGCACAUUGAGGGGGCUUCUCUGGAGCUGUCAGACGAUGACACAGAAAGUAAGACCAGUGAUGUCAAUGAAACGCAGCCACCCCCGUCCGAGUAGAGCCGGAGGAAGCCGGUGGAGGCGAUACAGUGGGACGCGCAGGGACAGCCGCCGCCGGCCUGCCUCGGGGCCGCCUGCAGAUUAGGAAACGGGCCGCUGCAGGAUUCCUUACUGAAAGGUCGACUGUGUCUUAAGGCUUUCUGGCCUGCCCAUACUGUAUCCUGCUUCAACCCUAGGUUCCAGCGCUCCCCUUUUUAUAUACACACGUGCACAGCACACGCAUUCAACAGGUUGUCUCUUCACCGCAUCUGUUUUCCAUGUAUCCGCCAAGAGACCAUUUUAUAAUACAUGUUAGGAAGAGAACCCUUUUUGAAAAAGCAAACUCCAGCCCCCUCGUUCCCAGGUGCGGGGUGACGGGGGCAGCCGAGGCUGUUGCUCAGACGCCCUGCAUGCUCUGUCGUACGGACAGCACCUUAGUUCUGUGUUCGCGUGGCCCCGACUCCUCAGCCGCAUGGAGUCGCUUAGAACAUUGUGGAACCUAAACUGCACCUGUAGCUCUCGUUUUCUCUGAAUAAUGAUCAUCACUGGUUCAGUGAGCAAACUGUGAAAGGGGCUUCGGAAAGGCGGGGGGGGCGGGUUGGACUGGAGGAAGCAGCAUCCGUUUGGGGGUUACCAUGCCCACCUCCCAAGGGUGGCUGUGUCCCUCCGGUUGGUGGUGUCCCGCAUCUAUCCCUGUGAACUGUCCUUGGCCAGGGCUGGUCUGGGCACGAGGCUAGUGGCCAUAAUGCAGCUUUGGCCCCAGGCGCACCACCACCUUGACCUCUGGACGUGGUCUCCUCAACGCUGGCUUCACGGGGCCACCUUCUCAUCAGAAGCCCGCAGCUCUGGGCCCCUAAGCAGGAGGGCGCGGGAGGUCCGCCCUCACCAGCCAGGCUCUCGUGCUGACCUUGCAAAUUCAGCCGCUGCUUUGAGCCCAAAAUGGGAAUCUUGGUUUUGUGUUCAAGACUUGUUCCAAGUUUGUUGGUGAGGCUUGCAGAACCUUGAGACCAGAUGCCAUCUGCCUGAAUGUUGACAUGCCAGUGGAUGUGAGUCCGUUGUCCCUUCCCCUUCCCCUUCCCCAGGACAGUGUUACAGUGAACAGCUAGCAUUCUCUCCUGGUUGGUAGUUGAGCAAACUGACGUUACAGAAAGUGCCUUAGACACCGCAGGACUAAGACCACGUUAAAUCUAUCAUUUGCCUCUAUAACAACUUCAUGUAUUAAGUUUGACUGUGCUUCACAUCACGUACCUCUCUAGUCAAAGUGGUAUUGAAACAUUAAGUGACAACGAUCAGUGUUCAUUACAAAUCUUGAUCCCCUGCAAUGUGCUUGACAACACAGACCUUUUGGGUUAAAAGCUUUAACAUCUGUUAGGAAGAAUUUGUCACCUGGGUUUCGAAUCUUUGAUCCCCCCCCCUUUAUGAAUUGUACUGGCUGUUGGUCACCAGACACCUGACUGCAAAUAUCUUUUCUUGUAUUCCCAUAUUUCUAGACAAUGAUUUUUGUAAGACAAUAAAUUUAUUCAUUAUAGAUAUUUACGCUUGCUCUAUUUACUUGGAGGAAAAAGCACCUGUUGAGAAUAAGCAGAGUUGAGUAAAGAAGAAUAACCACAUGGUCGUGGCAUCUGCUCCCCUCUGUUCUCAGUUUCCCACCUGUGAUGACUGGAGCUUGGUAGCUACAGUCUUAAAAUGAGGACAGCCAGGCCCCUUUUCUCUGAGGAGCUCUGCACCCCCAGAAGCUGUCAAACAACGGCUCCCUCCGGGCAGUCUGUGUUCCAGCCUUGCCAUCACCAGGGCCCUUGCAGUGGUGCAGACAUUGGUAGAAGGACUGCCUGGUGUGGGCGCUGGAGACUAAGGUCUAAGGGAGAAGGGAGCCCUUUAAGGCAGCAGGAUGAAGCCUUUAGGAUUUUGAUCACCAACCAAUGAAGCUUGUUACUGGAUUAGUCUUUUAAGAGAUCCAAGAAGUUUCUGACUGCAUUUUGGGUAGGAUGCCCAUUGGAAAUGCUCUGGGGAGGAUUCAGUGGUGAGACCCAAGGGCAGCCUCUCUAGUGUGGACCAGCUAGGAUGAGCUGGGUAACGCGUAGAGAAUGUGGAUUUUUUUUUCUUUUUAAUUCCAUAAAAUUCUUCAGUUACCCUGGGUCUAGUAGUGUGAACUAUCUGCUCAGGUUUCCUGGGAACGGUGGGGGCGUGGGAAGUGCCAAACACUCAAAUAAGAGCUGUCCUUCCCUGCUGGCUGGCUGAGGGUUGGUAAUGGCAGUUUCCCAGCCUCUCAGGGGAAACACCAUCUACAGGGAUAUUCCAGGUUCUGAUGCCCCAGGCGUGCUAAUUAGAAGGGACCUUUGUUCACCGAGCAAACCACCACUUCACAGUUGAAGAACGGUAUUUAAUGAAAUCUUUGUGGGGUGUUUAGAACACAGGGAAGGCCAUUUAUGGGAGCUGAGCUCAGAGUGUGUCAAAACCUCAAGCUUGUGGUUCCACCCGGCAGGAGAGUAGUUGGUCGUGAGGAGGAAUCCAGGAAGACUGGCGGGGAGAACCUUGUCCUCCAGGCUUUAGGUGAGGCUGUACUGGGAUUUUACCUGGGGGCUGUUGUGCACACAUCCCGCUCUGCCCUUGCCAUGCCACAGGCACUUCUUUUUUUAAUGCAGACAUUUCAGGGAAUUAUUUCAAAAGGUCUUGGUAGCAAUAACGCGUAUUCCUAGCCUGACUGGCUUGUGGGUAAACCUCUGCAGCCAGAAAGGCUCUAGGGCCCUGUCACGUUUCCUUUCUGCCCCCGCUCCCCAUCCCUGAGACCGCCUCAGCUAAGACAAAUUACAGACCAUAAUGCCAAGCAAGUUGUGUCAUAGCCAGUCCUCCCUCAGGCUCUCAAUUCAACUGCCCCAAGGCCCCCUCCUCUCGAAGCCAGCUUUGCUGGGGGACAGCCGUGUCUGUCAGGACUGGGGACAAUAACAGCUCAGUUGUCAAGCUUGAGGAACCACCCCUUCCUGCCCCACUCUCAGCCCCCUCAAAAAAGGAAAAAAAAAAAAAAAAAAAGCCAGAAUUCUUAGGAAGUAGAGAGGCUAGCUGCCCUAGUUCCAGGCAGGUCUGUGACUGAAGCUCUAGGAGAGACUUUCACACAGCCUUACUAGUUGCUCCGGGAGGAAGGGAGAAAGCACCCCUCUCUCCCCACCUUUCUAGGAAAACAUCUGCACCAAGAGCUCGUCACGUUGAGUGUUUGCUAGAAUGCUGUGUCCUGUGCCAACUGUCAGGGCCAGACCGGGCAAGCCACUUCUUUUUGUAGCCACCUGUCCUUCGGAAAUCUAGCAAAUCAUGCGAAGUGUCUUCCAUGAUUCAUGUAAGAAAUCUCAUUAAACUGUCAGAAGGUAUACUUACACGAUGCCAGUUUUCACAGAUAAUGCUAACUAGUUACGGUGCCUGUGUGCUGUAUGCAGAGUCUGACCAUGUCUUUAAACCCUUGAUGAGGCCCGGAAUUCAUGUUUCAGUGAGGUCUGUUUAUUUUUUCCAACUGGCCCAACAGUGGGAUUCCUCCCAGCUGAAUGGAUUUCAUGAAGCCUUAUUCAAGGUGUAACAUGACAGUGACUUCAGCGCUGGGUUUGACUGAAAGACGCACAAGGUUCCAUGUUGCAUAGAUUCUAAGAUGCCAUUUUUUCACAUAUGUAAAGGCGCACGGCUUACAGUUGCUGCCAGCUAGGUGGAGCUGAGAUGUGGCUGUCGUUGCCUGACCCUUCCUGACGAGACCAAUAAAGCCCAGCAUCAAGCUUGCAGAACGAGCGUCCACAGCUUGGAAGAAUCCCCCGGAACCAUCAGUGAUACACGCUUCCCAGAAAUGCUGCCUCGCCAGCGUGCGUCGUGGCACAAAGGACAAGACUGCUUAGGAACACACGGACAAGGACGACCUGAGUCAGAGCCUCGGACUCUCAAUGUGAAGCUCUGGGAAUCUCACUUUCAUUUUCCUUUUUGUAUCCGAAAGAGGGAAGUGUGAUGGAGGUGAUGAAAAUCUGUCUCAAAUGGUCUAAAGGAGCGCUGAUGUCAGUAAGUCUAAGUAAUGAGCAUUUUCAUGGUUCUAAUUGGCACAUUUUUCUUAACAGUUCAAAAAAUAAAGACGUAUCUUAAAA